Molecule: messenger RNA, 2258 nt
Organism: Mercurialis annua (annual mercury)
Lineage: Eukaryota; Viridiplantae; Streptophyta; Magnoliopsida; Malpighiales; Euphorbiaceae
Product: patellin-3-like
Exons: 4
Coding region: 92-1945 (617 amino acids)
Molecular function (GO): lipid binding
Source: RefSeq, a predicted model, not a curated record
UUCUUUCUCUUCAUAAUCAUCUUUUUUCUCUUCUUAAUUACUAUUACUGAUCCUUAAUCUCAAACCAUCAUUUUUCUUACUACCAUCAUCCAUGGCGGAGGAGACCCAGAAGCCAGCCGCGGCACCCUCGUCCACUACGGUAGAGGAAGUCGUUGUGGUGGAGAAGCCGCUUGUUACUGAGAAAGAAUCACUGCCGUCUGCACCUGAGCCUGAAUCACCCGAAAAGCCAGCUGCGGCGGUCGCUACUCCUGCAGAAGCGGUGGCUGUUGAAGAUGCUGUCGUUGAGGCUUUGAAAGAGGAGACCAGUGGUGAUAAAGCUGGUGAGGAGGAAGUGAAAAUUUCUCAGUCUGUUUCUUUUAAAGAAGAAACCAACGUUGUUGGUGAAUUACCGGAGGUUCAAAAGAAAGCUCUUGACGAGUUGAAGCAGCUUAUUCAAGAGGCUCUUGUUAAGCAUGAGUUCACUGCUCCACCGCCGCCGCCGCCUCCUCCUGCCGCUGCUAAAGAGGAGGAGAAGGCUGAGAAAACUGAAGAGCCGAAGGUGGAGGAGGUGAAAGUAGCUGAAGAGAAAACUUCCACUGAUGCUCCGUCGACCAGCGAGGAAGCUAAACCGGUAGAAGCUGAAACUGCUCCGGUGAAAGCGGAAGAGAAGGCUGUUGAAGAGAAAAAAGAGGAGAAAGUUGAAGAAAAAGCCGUCGUACCAGCCGAGGCCGUCGUGGUUGCAGAGACGAAGGUUACUACCGUUGUUGAUGAAGACGGAGCCAAGACAGUUGAAGCAAUUGAAGAAACUGUCGUACCCGUUUCCGCUCCUGUGCCGGCGGAGGAGCCAGCCGCGCCAGCUAAAGAAGCCGAGACAACUCCGGCAGCAGAAGAGGAGCCCAAAACAGAGGAAACACCCGCUCCACCACCGCCACCGGAAGAAGUUUUCAUCUGGGGAAUUCCGAUUCUCGGAGACGAGAAAAGCGACGUAAUCCUGUUGAAAUUCCUCCGCGCUAGGGAUUUCAAGGCGAAGGAUGCUUUCACCAUGAUCAAGAACACCGUACGCUGGAGAAAAGAGUUCGGGAUCGACGCUCUUCUUGAAGAAGACCUCGGAAAUGAAUUAGAAAAAGCUGUGUUCAUGCACGGGUUUGAUAAAGAAGGACACCCUGUUUGCUACAAUGUUUUCGGUGCUUUCCAGGAUAAGGAGCUUUACCAGAAUUGCUUCUCCGAUGAGGAAAAGCGUGUUAAAUUCCUCCGGUGGAGGAUUCAGUUCUUGGAGAAGAGUAUCAGGAAUCUUGAUUUCAGCCCUAAUGGAAUCUGCACAAUUGUUCAGGUCAAUGAUCUCAAGAACUCCCCCGGACCUGCUAAGAGAGAGCUGAGGCAAGCCACUAAUCAAGCACUUGCUAUUCUUCAAGACAAUUAUCCUGAAUUUGUGGCUAAACAGGUGUUCAUCAAUGUUCCAUGGUGGUACCUUGCAUUUAAUAGGAUGAUUAGUCCUUUCCUGACACAAAGGACUAAGAGCAAGUUUGUAUUUGCUGGUCCAUCCAAAUCUGCAGAGACCCUUUUCAAAUAUGUGUCUGCUGAACAAGUGUUGGUUCAGUAUGGUGGAUUAAAAAGGGAAGGUGAUCAAGAAUUUGGUGUAAAUGACUCUGUCACUGAGGUUACAAUUAAGCCAGCUACUAAGCAUACUGUUGAAUUCUCAUCUUCUGAGACAUGUCAGCUGGUUUGGGAACUCCGAGUUGUGGGAUGGGAUGUGAGCUACGUAGCCGAGUUCGUGCCGAGUGCGGAAGAUGGUUACACUGUUAUUGUAUCAAAGACAAGGAAGAUUAGUUCAACAACUGAUGAGCCUAUAAUCAGUGACUUGUUCAAGAUCAGCGAACCGGGGAAAGUUGUGCUCACCAUUGAUAAUCAAACCUCCAAGAAGAAGAAGCUUCUCUACAGGUCUAAGACCAAACCACUCUCUGAAUAAAGCUAAUUCAAUCAUCAACCAAAAUUAGAAGAACAUGACAUGGAAUUGAAUUGCUGAAAUAUUUCAGGGGGUCUUUGUGCUUUAAAGGAAAAAACAGGGGUCUUUUUGUAUUUUUACUUGUUUAAAUUUAAAUUUUUGUUUUUAUAAAGUUUGGGCAUUUAUUGAUAAUUUUUUUAUUAGUUUUUUGAUUGGGGGAGUUUUUGUUAUUGUGUUGGAUACAACAUAUUACUGGUGAAGGACAUGCAUUGUAUAGGCACAUUUCUGGUAUCUGUAUUGUGGAAUAUAAAUGUGUUAAAUGUGUUACUAUUCUUCA